AUGGGCCUGUAUAUCUUGACUACUGUCACAUUGAAGAUCAGCCUGGCCAUCUUCUUCCUUAGAAUCGUUGUCCGAACUUGGCAACGAAGGGUCAUCUACGCUGUUACGAUAGUCUACUCGGUUUAUGCCAUCGCCUUUGCCUUCGUUGCUGUCUUUCAGUGCGGUAUACCGACCAACUUCUUGAUCAAAGAAGCCGUUGGAGUCUGUAUCAAAGACGACAUCCUCCAGCCGCUCAACUACAUACACUCAUCUCUCAACGCCCUCAGCGAUUGGACAUUCGCAUGUCUACCAGUCUUCGUACUCUGGAACUCCAAAAUACCACGGUCUGCGAAAAUUUCAUCCGGUCUUCUACUCAGCCUCGGAGGGAUUGGCAGUGUCAUCUCUCUGAUCCGCAUCGCAUAUAUCCCAGGGUUGAAGACCGGUCCUGCAUUCUUCACGAACGCGAUAAAUAUUGGUGUUUUGUCCCUGACGGAACCAGGAUUGGGUGUGGUUGCAGCAUGUCUGGCAACACUUCGACCACUAUUCAAGAAUAUGAUGGAGAAAGCCCGUACCACAAACACAAGCAACAGCAGCAAGUCCCUCAGCCACAACUCCAAGGGAUCAUCACAGCGAAAAGCAGUCUAUUCUGGCGCCAGAUUCACCGAGCGCGGGUAUCUACAGAUGGACGACGACAAGAAGCCGAGCAAAAUGGGCAACUUCACCAGUGUGGUUGGCGACUUGAAGAGCGCACCACCCGGUCAAGUGUACGAACUGGAUCCCAUCGCUGAACGAUCAAAUUCGUUAGAAAGCACAAGGUCAAAUUCCGCCGCGGCGAAGCCCCUCGACGUGACACUCUCUGGACCAGUCACUGUCGGCUCACUGCGGAACAAGAGCUGGUUUCCUGACGAUGAAGUUCUUAUGACCAAACACGUCAAGAUCUACGAUGAGGAGGCGGCCGAGUGGCCAAUGCCGCCUCGUAGGGAAGAGUGA
Molecule: messenger RNA, 969 nt
Organism: Aureobasidium musti
Lineage: Eukaryota; Fungi; Ascomycota; Dothideomycetes; Dothideales; Saccotheciaceae
Source: the annotation of a GenBank genome assembly